This is a messenger RNA of Crotalus tigris (Tiger rattlesnake), 2615 nucleotides long. RefSeq names its product SH3KBP1 binding protein 1 (gene SHKBP1). The record is from RefSeq and is a predicted model, not a curated record. The transcript has 17 exons. Lineage: Eukaryota; Metazoa; Chordata; Lepidosauria; Squamata; Viperidae. Gene Ontology annotation, molecular function: protein binding. Gene Ontology annotation, biological process: protein homooligomerization. Bases 64 to 2280 code for a protein of 738 amino acids.
CCCGCGGCCAAUGGGGUGCGGCUGGGCGGGGCUGCUCUGCGCUGGGAUCCGGAAGCGGUCGGGAUGGCGGCGAGCGGCGGCGCGCCCGGCGGGGCAGGCCUAGUGGAGCUGAACGUGGGCGGACGCAGGUUCUGCACCUCCCGCCAGACACUCGCCUGGGUGCCGGACUCCUUCUUCUCCAGCCUGCUCAGCGGCCGUAUCUCCUCGCUGCGGGACGAGACCGGCGCCAUCUUCAUCGACCGGGACCCCGAUCUCUUCGCCCCCAUCCUCAACUUCCUCCGCUGCAAGGAACUGGACCUCAGGGGGAGCGACGUCUCGCUGCUGCUGCACGAAGCCCAGUUCUACGGGAUCACGCCUCUCAUUCGACGCCUGCAGUUGCAAAAGGAAUUGGAGCGGUCCUCUUGUGGAAGCGUCUUGUUUGAAGGCUAUCUGCCCCCCCCUUCUGGUAGGGCUCGGGCCACUGGAGUCAUGGGCUGUGGCUGUCUCCCUGUGGUCCAGCCAGCUCUCGCUCUCGUUUCCCUUGCAGUGUUUCCUGCCAAGCGGUGGAACCGCCACAGCAUCACGGGGGGGCAGUUGACUGCCCGGCCGGGCAACCCCCUGGUGCGCCGGAGCAAUACCAUGCCCCCCAACCUUGGCGCAGGGCUUCUGGGGAGAGUGGAGGAGAGGAGCACGGCAGCCGGAGCCACAAAUGAUCCAGGCAUGGUUCGUCUUAUCUGUGGCCAUCAUAACUGGGUCGCUCUGGCUUACGCUCACUUCCUUAUCUGCUACAGGGUAAAGGAGGCCUCUGGCUGGCAGCUGGCUUUCUGUAGCCCCCGGCUGGACUGGGUCAUCGAGCGUGUGGCAUUAAAUGCCCGGGUGCUUGGUGGGUCCCUGGGUGAUAGCGACAAAAUGGUGGCUGCUGCCUCUUGCAGCGAAAUCCUUCUAUGGGCCCUUCAGCCUGAUGGGAGCGGCACUGAGAUUGGAGUGUUCUGUUUAGGGGUCCCCCUAGAAGGUCUCUUCUUUGUUGGCAGCCAGCUUAUUGCCACCAGCCAUACAGGGAAGAUUGGCGUCUGGAACGCAGUUACCAAACACUGGCAGACUCAAGAUGUGGUUCCCAUCAACAGCCAUGAUGUCGCGGGCUCCUUCCUGCUCCUGGGCUGCCACAAUGGCUCCAUCCAUUAUGUUGAUGUUCAGAAGUUCCCCCUGCGCAUGAAGGACAAUGACCUCCUGGUGACCGAGCUAUACCGUGACCCUGCGGAGGAUGCUAUCACUGCCCUCAGUGUCCACCUCACUCCCAAGAGCAGCCACAGCGGAAAUUGGAUUGAAAUUGCCUAUGGCACCAGUUCAGGGAUGGUACGAGUGAUUGUCCAGCACCCAGAGACGGUGGGCUCAGGGCCCCAGCUCUUCCAGACCUUUGCUGUUCAUCGUAGCCCUGUCACCAAGGUGAUGCUCUCGGAGAAGCACCUUAUCUCAGUCUGUGCUGAUAGCCACAUACGGACGUGGACGGUGACUCGAUUCCGUGGGAUGAUUUCUACGCAACCAGGCUCCACCCCGUUGGCUUCCUUCAAGAUUCUGGCUCUGGACUCGGUGGAUGGGCAGGGGGGCUGCAGUGCGGGCACAGAUAUUGGGCCUUUUGGCGAGCGUGAUGACCAACAGGUGUUCCUCCAGAAGGUGGUUCCAGAUGCCAGCAAGCUGUAUGUGCGCCUCUCCUCUACUGGAAAGAGGAUAUGCCAGGUGUGCUCAGUUGACAGUUCAUUCAUCACGGCCUUCCUGGUCCAGGAGUGUGAGGGCUCCAGCCGCAUUGGCUCCCGUCCACGCCGUUACCUCUUUACUGGCCACAGCAAUGGCAGCCUCCAGAUGUGGGACCUCACCACCGCAAUGGAGAUGAGGGACCACCCCCCAGAUUGUGGUGGUCUCUCAGAAGAAGAGCUGCUGUCUGAGUUGGGGCAAUGUGACCUGGCCCUUACCCACACCUUGGAAACAAGUCCUACAGGGUCUUUCACUCUGACCAGUACUUCUGGCAUCAGCCGCCCCCAGAAUCAAGACACCAGUGGGACCUGCGAGAAGCCAUUGAAAGCUUCCCCAGCCAGGUUGGACUUCCAACGAGGAGACCACCACCGACAACAACUGUGCGGGAACUUCUUGGACCGAUCUGCCGAGGGCCAGUGGGUCAGCCACUCUCAGGAUGGGCUCUCUGCUAGCCUUCUGAGCCAAAGAUCGCUCACUCUCCAUCCUGUCCCCCUGGGGCCCACCCUCCCCCUAGCCCCAUCUAGAGUGCCACUCAGUGAAACCUCUUUUUGACCUCUUGCUGUUUUUGGGGAGCAAGGGAGCCACCGGUGAUUCCUGCUGCUGCAUUCCCCCUCUUGCAGCUCCUGUGGCCUGGAGCUCUGGAGUGGCGCCUGCUGUGGAGCUGCCGUCCCGCCUCCUUCAGGGCGCAGAACUUCCUCCCCAUAACUGUGUCCCAAGCCCUUUCCAAGCCUCUCAGGGCCUUAAUCCUCUGGCAGGGUUGUUUUUUCUCCUGUGUGGUGCUCAAAAGCCGCUUGCAUUAGGUCAGUGGUUCUCAACCUUUCUAAUGCCGCGACCCCAUAAUACAGUUCCCCAUGUUGUGGUGACCCCCAACCACUUAUACAUCACCA